AUGGGCAGCAAAACCUUGCCAGCACCGGUGCCCAUCCAUCCAUCCCUGCAGCUCACCAACUACUCCUUCCUCCAGGCAGUGAACGGACUGCCCACAGUGCCCUCGGACCAUCUGCCCAACCUGUAUGGGUUUAGCGCCCUGCACGCGGUGCACCUGCAUCAGUGGACGCUCGGCUACCCGGCCAUGCACUUGCCCCGCUCUUCUUUCUCCAAAGUGCCAGGCGCCAUGUCCAGCUUGGUGGAUGCGCGCUUCCAGCUGCCAGCCUUUCCCUGGUUCCCUCACGUCAUCCAGCCCAAGCCAGAGAUCACUGCGGGAGGCGGCGGCCCUGCGGUGCUCAAGACCAAGCCAAGGUUUGAUUUUGCCAAUCUGGCUUUGGCCGCCACACAAGAAGAUCCCUCCAAACUUGGCCGAGGGGAAGGUCCUGGUUCCCCCGCUGCGGGGUUGGGCGCCCUCCUGGAUGUGACCAAGCUUUCCCCGGAAAAGAAACCCACGCGGGGACGCCUGCCCUCCAAGACCAAGAAGGAGUUUGUCUGCAAGUUCUGUGGCCGCCACUUCACCAAGUCCUACAACCUUCUUAUCCAUGAGCGAACACACACGGAUGAAAGGCCCUACACCUGUGACAUCUGCCACAAAGCUUUUCGGAGGCAAGACCACCUACGGGACCACAGAUAUAUUCAUUCCAAAGAGAAGCCUUUCAAAUGUCAAGAGUGCGGGAAAGGAUUUUGCCAGUCCAGGACUCUGGCCGUCCACAAGACGCUACACUCACAGGUGAAGGAGCUCAAACCUCCAAGAUCAAAUGCUAAAAAAAAGAGAAAAAAAGCAGCAUCCAGCUGGCGAGGACGUUGGGAGCAAGAUUCCUCCCCCAUCCCUGAGAGGGAUCAGAAGCCAAGGCGACUUUGGCGGGCAGCGGGAGGGACUCCCGGACCUCCCCCUACCCCGAACCGUGUCCCUAGAGUCCGGGGCGCACGCUGA
Molecule: messenger RNA, 972 nt
Organism: Suncus etruscus (white-toothed pygmy shrew)
Lineage: Eukaryota; Metazoa; Chordata; Mammalia; Eulipotyphla; Soricidae
Gene: OSR1
Product: odd-skipped related transcription factor 1
Biological process (GO): embryo development; regulation of transcription by RNA polymerase II; urogenital system development
Cellular component (GO): nucleus
Molecular function (GO): RNA polymerase II transcription regulatory region sequence-specific DNA binding; DNA-binding transcription factor activity, RNA polymerase II-specific
Source: RefSeq, a predicted model, not a curated record